ACUCAACCCAUGAUCCAAUUCCAAUUUCCAACCCAGCAGAUUUCCCGAUUGGGAUCUGGGAUCAUCAAAUUUUAUUAAUUUUUUGGCUUUCUGUUUUUUUGUAUUUUAAUUAAAAAAGAAAAGAGUUUAAGACAAGACCAGAAGAGGAGGGCGGCCUGGAGGAGGAAGUGACGGAGACUUGGAAUGAGAGAGGAGGGCAAGAGUGCUAGGAUCUGACUGAAAGUGGGAGCCUAGACGACGCCGUUGCGUUUGCAGCGAAAGAACAAGGAAGGGAAGAUGUUAAAAUUCUUGAAGGGAGUGGUGGGUGGAUCGGGGACUGGACCCAAAGAUCUGCCCUACAAUAUCGGCGAACCUUACCCCUCUGCUUGGGGCUCGUGGACUCACUUCCGGGGCACCUCCAAGGACGAUGGGUCUCCGGUGUCCGUGUUUUCUAUAUCUGGAAGUAAUGCUCAGGAUGGCCAUUUGGCCGCUGCUCGCAAUGGUGUCAAGCGUCUCCGUACUGUCAGACAUCCAAAUAUCUUAUCCUUUCUUCAUAGUACCGAGGCUGAAACUUUGGAUGCUUCUACCACCAAGCAAACUAUCUAUAUUGUUACCGAGCCUGUUAUGCCACUCUCUGAAAAGAUCAAGGAACUCAGUUUACAAGGUAUCCAAAGGGAUGAGUAUUUCGCGUGGGGACUGCACCAGAUUGCUAAAGCUGUCAGCUUUUUAAAUAAUGAUUGUAAACUUGUUCAUGCCAACGUUUGCUUGGCCAGUGUUGUUGUAACUCAAACUUUGGACUGGAAGCUGCAUGCUUUUGAUGUGCUAUCUGAGUUUGAUGGCAGCAAUGAGGCUUCUGCUGGACAAAUGCUGCAAUUCGCCUGGCUUGUUGGACCACAAUACAAACCCAUGGAGUUGUUGAAGUCUGAUUGGGCGGCAAUCAGAAAGUCUCCACCGUGGGCCAUUGAUUCUUGGGGAUUGGGUUGUCUUAUCUAUGAACUCUUCUCUGGUCUGAAGUUAAGCAAAACAGAGGAGCUGCGCAACACUGCUUCUAUUCCAAAGUCUCUGCUUCCAGAUUAUCAGCGGCUCUUGAGCUCCACGCCUUCUCGUAGGCUGAAUACGUCAAAGCUUAUAGAAAAUAGUGAGUAUUUCCAAAAUAAGCUGGUGGAUACGAUACAUUUCAUGGAAAUUCUAAAUCUGAAAGAUAGUGUUGAGAAGGAUACCUUCUUCCGCAAGCUUCCAAAUUUAGCGGAGCAGCUACCUCGCCAAAUUGUGCUGAAAAAGUUACUUCCUUUAUUAGCUUCUGCUCUUGAAUUUGGUUCAGCAGCUGCACCUGCUUUGACUGCAUUGUUGAAAAUGGGUGCCUGGCUUUCAACCGAAGAAUUCAGUGUGAAGGUGCUGCCAACAAUUGUGAAACUGUUUGCGUCCAAUGACCGAGCUAUUCGAGUUGGUCUCUUGCAACAUGUCGAUCAGUUUGGAGAAUCAUUAACAGCACAAGUUGUUGAUGAGCAAGUUUACCCCCACGUUGCUACUGGGUUCUCUGACACAUCUGCUUUUCUCCGGGAACUGACUCUUAAGUCGAUGCUCGUUCUAGCUCCCAAGCUUUCUCAACGUACCAUUUCAGGGUCUUUGUUGAAGUAUCUUUCAAAGUUACAGGUUGAUGAAGAACCAGCAAUUAGAACAAACACCACUAUAUUGCUAGGGAACAUUGCAACCCACCUGAAUGAUGGGACAAGGAAAAGAGUUUUGAUUAAUGCAUUUACUGUCCGUGCAUUACGUGAUACUUUCUCACCUGCCCGAGGAGCAGGUAUUAUGGCUUUAUGCGCCACCAGUUCUUAUUAUGACAGCACUGAGAUUGCAACUCGGAUUCUCCCAAAUAUUGUUGUUCUUACCAUUGAUCCCGACAAUGAUGUUCGCUCAAAGGCAUUUCAAGCAGUUGAUCAAUUCCUUCAGAUAGUGAAGCAAUCCUAUGAAAAGACAAAUUCAGGAGAUACUGCUGGGGCUGCUGGUCUCGGGAUCUCAUCAAUACCAGGAAAUGCUAGUUUACUGGGAUGGGCAAUGAGCUCCUUGACUCUCAAGGGUAAACCUUCUGAACAAGCUCCACUUGCUCCUGUGAAUAUCAGUACAUCUCUUACCGAAACGACUUCCAAUGCAAGCUCAGUGGUGGAUACUCCAAGCACAGCAACUGCCCAUGUAAGUACCACACCAGAUUUUGCGGAUCAACAUGUACCUGAGUCCCCUACAUCGACAGAUGGCUGGGGAGAACUUGAAAAUGGAAUUGACGGAGAGCAUGAAAGUGACAAGGAUGGUUGGGAUGAUAUUGAACCUCUGGAAGAGCCAAAACCAUCUCCCGUUCUUGCAAGUAUACAAGCAGCUCAAAAGCGGCCGGUCUCGCAACCUGUUUCGCAGCCUAAACAACAAGCAACAAGUUUGAGACCGAAAAACACAGCCAAGGCUAUCAAAAAUGAAGAUGAUGAUUUGUGGGGCUCCAUUGCCGCCCCGGCACCCAAAACAAUUUCAAAACCUUUGAAUUUAAAAACAAGUGGAGCCGUUGAUGAUGAUGAUCCAUGGGCUGCCAUCGCUGCUCCCCAACCUACCACCAAGGCAAAGCCCCUAGCAGCUGUGAAAGGUCGAGGAACCAAACCUGCUGCUCCAAAACUGGGUGCACAGAGAAUAAACCGGACGUCUUCAUCUGGGGUGUAAAUUAUGCAAAAGAACAAGAGAAAAUUAUGGGUUAAGAUUAAAGAAAUUUGUGUAAAUUUCCCUCCCUUUUGGUGGCCGGUGUUCAUGUUAUAAUAGGACAUUUGGUGCCAACAGGAAUUGCAUUUGCACUUUCUCCAACUUGUUAAUUGAUUUGUAAUGAUAUUCUUUUGUUUGUUUCAGUUAGCACAGAAGCAGCCAUCUGUCAUGUAAUUUCCUUCAAGUUCUUUCUUAUGGUGUUAGGUUUUUUUUUUUUGGUCUGAUCUUAUGGUGUAAGGUUAGGUGAUAUAGAUGCAGCAGGAAACUGGCUAUCAAUUUUUGGGCCUGUAAAUUUGGGAUUUAAUUUGUCACAUUCUUGUAGUAGUCAAAGCCUUGGGAUUUUUGUGUCUUGACUCUGAACCCAGGGUUUAAUUUUCCUCGUUUUAA
Molecule: messenger RNA, 3102 nt
Organism: Prunus persica (peach)
Lineage: Eukaryota; Viridiplantae; Streptophyta; Magnoliopsida; Rosales; Rosaceae
Product: probable inactive serine/threonine-protein kinase scy1
Exons: 21
Coding region: 277-2679 (800 amino acids)
Biological process (GO): protein phosphorylation
Molecular function (GO): protein kinase activity; ATP binding
Source: RefSeq, a predicted model, not a curated record